This is a messenger RNA of Trichoderma citrinoviride, 702 nucleotides long. RefSeq names its product pyrimidine 5-nucleotidase. The record is from RefSeq and is a predicted model, not a curated record. Gene Ontology annotation, biological process: pyrimidine nucleobase metabolic process; nucleotide catabolic process. Gene Ontology annotation, molecular function: nucleotidase activity. Bases 1 to 702 code for a protein of 233 amino acids. The transcript has 4 exons. NCBI's taxonomy places the organism in Eukaryota, Fungi, Ascomycota, Sordariomycetes, Hypocreales, Hypocreaceae.
AUGACUGUCCCCAACGGCACCAACCCCGGGAAACCGGUCCUAUUCUUUGACAUUGACAACUGUCUUUACCCAAGGAGCAGCAAAGUGCAGGAUCUCAUGGCGGAGCUGAUUGACAAGUAUUUCUCGGAGCAUCUCAGCCUGCCCUGGGAUGAGGCUGUCAAGCUGCACAAGGAAUACUACACCAACUACGGCCUGGCCAUCGAAGGCUUGGUCCGCCACCACCAGAUCGACCCUCUGGAGUACAACGCCAAGGUCGACGACGCCCUGCCCUUGGAGGAUCUCAUCAAGCCCAACCCAGAGCUGCGCCAGCUGCUCGAAGACAUUGACAGGAGCAAGGUGACCCUGUGGCUGUUCACGAAUGCGUACGUCAACCACGCCAAGAGGGUGGUUCGGCUGCUGGGCAUAGACGAUCUCUUUGAUGGCCUCACCUUCUGUGACUACAGCGAAGUACCGCUGGUCUGCAAGCCUCACGAAAACAUGUACAAGAAGGCCAUGAAGCAGGCCGGCGUGGAACGAAUGGAAGACUGUUAUUUUGUUGAUGACAGUUUCGCAAACUGCGCUGCUGCAAAGAAGCUGGGCUGGACGGCAGCGCACCUGGUGGAGGAAGACGUUCCGGCGCCAAAGGUCCAAGCCUCGCAGUAUCAGAUCCGCCACUUGCGAGAAUUGCGAGAGGUCUACCCCCAAUUCUUCAAGAGCUCUUGA